UUCUUGUUUCAGAUCAGAUCUCUUUGGGUUUUGGACCUUUUGUCACACAGAAAUAUUUACUGGUCUCAUUCCAGUCCUGGUCUCUUGGUCUCCUGGUCUCACUCCAGUCCUGGUCUCUUGGUCUCCUGGUCUCUUGGUCUCCUGGUCUCGUUCCAGUCCUGGUCUCCUGUUCCGGCUCCGGUGCCUGAUGGGGGGCAGCAGUAGGCCGGUGGUUGAGGUGGUCCGUCUGGGCCUGGUCUCCUACCAGGAGGCUCUCCGGCUGCAGCAGGUCUACGUGGACCGGCACCGGUCCGGUCCGGCUCACGCUCUGCUGCUGUGUCAGCACCCGCCGGUCUACACCACCGGGAUCCGCCACAAGCCGUACCCCGCCCCCUUCCUGGACCGCCUCCGCCUGCUGGGGGCCGACGUGCACCGGACCAACCGCGGAGGACUCAUCACGUUCCACGGCCCGGGACAGCUGGUGUGCUACCCGGUCCUGCACCUGGCCGGCUUCAAGAAGAGCGUCCGCUGGUACGUCUGCGAGCUGGAGAGGACCAUCAUCUCCGUCUGCAGCAGGUUCGGCGUCCAGGCGUCCACGUCUCCGCACACUGGAGUUUGGGUCGGAGACAACAAGAUCUGUGCCAUCGGAAUUCACUGCGGCCGAUACGUCACGUCUCACGGUUUGGCUCUGAACUGUAACACCGACAUGUCGUGGUUCACGCACAUCGUGCCGUGUGGCAUCGAAGGAAAAGGAGUGACGUCGCUGAGCGCCGAGCUGCAGAGAGACGUCAGCGUGGAGGAAACCAUCCCUCACCUGCUCGACGCCUUCGGCGAUCACUUCAACUGUCGGUUGACUGACGCUGAGCAGGACGGCGGAGCGUCGUCGGCGUAGAAACAGACUUCAUAGAUCAGAGCUCCGCUGACGCUGACGCUCCGUUUGACUCUUUCUACAUUGGUUUGGUCUCCGAGCGUCCAGAACAGACGCGACGGGAUCCGUGUCAUCGACAGAAAGAGCCGUAACCCUUCUGUUGUUGACACGCUUUAUUCUGAACGCAGCUGGAGGUAUCUGCGAUUUCUCGUGUGAGCUUCAGAGUCCACUUUGUUUUUUUCGAGUUUUUUUUUCUGUUUACAUCACAGAUGAAGGAGUUUUAACGGGAAACCACUAAAUAUCAUCAAAGCCAUCCCUAAAUUUACUCCUUAACCGAGGUCCUUCAGGGUGGAAGUGAUCCAUCUUAAGGGUUGUUUUUAACCCUUUAAAACCCUUUAAAACUAAGACUCCUCAUUAUACUAUAGUCCAUUAACUUUCUCCUUAAAUAUCUAUUUAAAAUAGCGGAUGACAGCGGUGGGUUAAAAGUUUGACGGCGAUGAGAAGAAACACGGCGGUUUUUACAUUUCUGUGUCCACAUCUGUUCAAUAAACAGCUGGAACUUC
This is a messenger RNA of Plectropomus leopardus (leopard coralgrouper), 1410 nucleotides long. It is a transcript of the gene lipt2, whose product is annotated as lipoyl(octanoyl) transferase 2. Gene Ontology annotation, molecular function: lipoyl(octanoyl) transferase activity. Gene Ontology annotation, biological process: protein lipoylation. The record is from RefSeq and is a predicted model, not a curated record. Lineage: Eukaryota; Metazoa; Chordata; Actinopteri; Perciformes; Serranidae.